UCCAUGAUGUAGGUCCUUACAAGGACAUAAGUAUUGUUCCAGAUAAAAACUCUAGGCAAUUUCCGAAAAAAAGAACUCUAUGCGGACAUUGGUUCAGCCUUCGUGAAGAAGAAGAAAGAAAAGGAGUUGAAAACUUUUCCCACGCAGAAAAUUGACGUUUGGUUUCGAAGAAAAUUGCUUUAUUCACUUGAAAUCGGAAAACAUCGAUCCACCCAACUGGGUGUCUGGUGUAUUGCAGUAUGCAGCGUUUGAGGAGUCUAAGGAGUUCUGGGUCGUCGAUUAUUGGGCACCUAUCAGUGCCACAGUUGAGGAAAAAAGUUUCGAAUUCAGUGUCUGCUGUUCAGGACACCUUUUUUUCAACCAAGGAAAUCUUCGAGAGCCACAAAGUGGUUUUUACAAUCUCGACUUCCUUAGCAUCGAUUCUUACAGCAUGGGGUGGUUAUACUUUACGCCACAUUCAUGAAUCAAGAGUUACUGAAAGGCUUGACUCAAUUGAAAAAUCUAUGAAAAGCAAUUAUCAUAUCGAACAUUCCGACUUUAAGAAGCUUGUUAGUUCGGGAAGUUCCAACGCAGCAGCUUAUGUUGCCACUGCAGGAACCUCUUUAAUUAUCGGGUAUGGCCUUGGUUGGCGUGGUGGAAAAUGGUAUGCAAAUAGGAAGUUCAGAAGGGAGCAAAUGAAAUUGCUUGGACAAAUAAAACCUAAAAGGUGGCAACUCAAGUUUCUAAGAAGACCAUUAACAAGACCCAGACUGGGAGGAAGUACGGUUACGGUGUCAGAAGGAUUGCAAAAGGAUGCGACUGUUGCAAAUAAUCCUUGGCUGCUUUCAUUCCCUUCUGCUAGAAAAGAAUCGUCCAUUCUCCUGCAAGGAACAAAGCCAAGAAUUAUGGCCAGCAGUUUAGCCUCUGUAAUUCUUGUGAUUCUGUUCUGCGGGUCAGCAGUUGGAACAAGAACACAGUUGUUCUCGACCAAAGUUCAGGAUGGUGCGACUCUAGGGGACGAUGAUGGCAUCUGCAAGUUGAUGGUGGAGACAAAAGAUUAUGUUUGCCAAGAGCACACAGUAACAACACGAGAUGGUUAUAUUCUUAGCCUGCAGAGAAUUCCAGUGGGACGGUCAGGUGGGACACCAGGGGACAGAACACCGGUCCUGCUCCAGCACGGGCUCCUGAUGGACGGGAUAACAUGGCUGCUGAAUCCUCGAGAUCAAUCUUUGGCACUUAUUUUGGCAGAUAAUGGGUUUGAUGUCUGGAUUGCCAGUACCCGUGGAACCAAAUAUAGCCGUGGGCAUACAUCUCUUAGCCCUGAUGACGAUGCUUAUUGGGGUUGGUCAUGGGAUGAAUUGGUAGCUUAUGAUCUUCCUGCUACUUUCCAGUACGUGCAUGAUCAAACAGGACAGAAACUGCACUAUGUUGGGCAUUCUCUGGGAACUUUGAUUGCUUUGGCUUCCUUUUCGCGAGGGCAACUGUUUGACAUGCUACGAUCAGCUGCCUUGCUCAGCCCAAUUGCUUAUGUUGGUCAGAUGACCUCCCCACUUGCAAGAACUGCUGCUGAUAAUUUUCUUGCUGAAUUCCUAUAUUGGUCUGGUCUUCAUGAAUUUGAUCCAAGAGGGAAGGCUGCAAUUAAACUUCUUCAAACUAUCUGCAAAAAACCAGGUGUUAACUGUGCUGACUUGUUGACCUCUUUCACAGGUCAGAACUGCUGCCUAAAAUCCUCUGUCAUAGAUGUUUUUCUAGAGCAUGAGCCUCAGGCAACGUCAACUAAGACGUUAAUCCAUAUUGCUCAGAUGAUCAGAGACGGAACUAUCACCAUGUAUGAUUACAAUGAUGAGGAUGAGAACAGGAAACACUAUGGGCAGCCCACUCCUCCAGUCUAUGACAUGACAAACAUACCAAAUGACCUUCCUCUCUUCCUCAGCUAUGGAGGGGCGGAUGCACUUUCUGAUGUCAAUGAUGUAAAGCUCUUGCUGGACAACCUCAAAGAUCAUGAAGGAGACAAGCUUGUCGUUCACUACACAGAUAAUUAUGCUCAUGCAGACUAUGUCAUGGGUGCGAAUGCUAAGCAAGCUGUGUAUGAUCCUCUCAUGGCCUUCUUUAAGCUUCAAUGAGAACCUCAACUAGAAGAAUGAUUGUGGAUUCUUGUCUUUUUUUUCUUUCUCAUUAGCAAGUUGCAUCUCAAAAUAUGUUCAACCCAAGUUUUCUUUGUCUACCGUCAAUUGUCAUACUCCAAUUGUAAAAGUGGCUCUACGUUAAUACAGUGAAGUAUCGAAUUCCUUGUCCCUCUCUUGAGAAGUUCUUUGGUCGUUGGCGUAGGUGUUUCUUGUUAUAUUGACGAUGGAUUUUGAACAUGUACUUUUGUAUCACUAGAAAGCUUCAUUUGAAUCAUUACACUACAAUACCACCAACAACAGUAGAAUGUUCUAUCAAUUUACUCAUAGUGGUUUGAGCCAUCCAGACCAUCCUAUAUGGAGUUCUCAUUCCAUUAUCUAGCUUGUAGGCAUCUGCACUGGGCCUGAGCCUUUAAAAAAAACCUGACCAGUACUGCAGUAAGAGAGUACCUCUGCUAAGGGGAUCUGUCCCCAGGUCAUCCAUGAGAGGAAAAGUAGUAUAUCAUCAACUUUGAAGAACUUGCAGACGCAAUUCACAUACCUUGUAAAGAAUUUGAGUUAAACAUAUUUGUUUUCACAUAUCUGUUCAAAAUUUGCGUUCAUUUCUUUCUAUUAUCUAGGAACUCUGCUGUAAAAUAAAGCUUUACUGCACAUUAAAAGUUUCCAAUUCAUCGAUUCAUUUUCU
Molecule: messenger RNA, 2787 nt
Organism: Cornus florida
Lineage: Eukaryota; Viridiplantae; Streptophyta; Magnoliopsida; Cornales; Cornaceae
Product: triacylglycerol lipase 2-like
Exons: 15
Coding region: 240-2102 (620 amino acids)
Biological process (GO): lipid metabolic process
Source: RefSeq, a predicted model, not a curated record